Messenger RNA from Aspergillus novofumigatus IBT 16806, 1248 nucleotides. RefSeq lists its product as uncharacterized. The transcript is spliced from 2 exons. The record is from RefSeq and is a predicted model, not a curated record. Bases 1 to 855 code for a protein of 284 amino acids. Gene Ontology annotation, molecular function: hydrolase activity; acyltransferase activity, transferring groups other than amino-acyl groups. Lineage: Eukaryota; Fungi; Ascomycota; Eurotiomycetes; Eurotiales; Aspergillaceae.
AUGUCUUCCAUCUCGAUCACGAAAGGGCCAAUUCAGCUCGCCGGCUUGCUGCACAAGCCUGCAACAUCGUCCAACGCCAAGUUCCCGGCAAUUGUGGUAGUACAUCCUGGCGGUGGCGUCAAAGAGCAGGCGGCCGGUCUCUAUGCAAAGAAGCUCGCUCAAGAGGGCUUCGUCACCGUCUCCUACGAUGCCUCGCACCAAGGCGAGAGCGGAGGCGAGCCUCACUUCCUGGAGGACCCAGCGGCAAGAGUCAGCGACGUAUGGAGCGUUGUCGACUACCUCGAGCAGCAGGAAUAUGUUGACGCCAACAAGAUCGGUAUCCUCGGCAUUUGUGCCGGUGGAGGCUACGCCGUUGCAGCUGCGAAAGCAGACUACCGUCUGAAAGCACUCGCUACAGUCAGUAUGGUCAACAUUGGCGAUUCCGCACGACUAGGCUGGUACGGGGAAGAACCUGCUUCUAAGCAUGUCGAGUCCCUCAAGAUGGCUGCGCAGCAAAUUUCAGCCGAAAACAAGGGCGCUGAGAUGGCUGCUGCGCCGUAUGUGCCGCCUCAACCAGACGACAAGACUCCGGCAGAUCUCAGAGAAGCACACGACUACUACCUUACACCACGCGCGCAGCACCCCCGUGCCGAGAACAAGAUGCUCUUUCGAAGUUUCCCGCGUCCCACUCUCCUCAUUGCGGGUGAGAAGGCCGGUUCUCUCUGGCACACGGAGAACCUGGAUAAGAAGAUAGGAGGGGCCACCAAGAAGGUGAUUGUGCCGAAUGCAGCCCAUAUGGACUUUUAUGACAACGAGAAAUAUGUCAAUCAGGCCGUCAAGGAUAUUUCGGAGUUUAUGAAGACCAAUCUGUCAUGAUCAAUCGUGUACUUCUAUUAGAAUUUGUGAGCUAUCCGACUUUCCAUUUGUCAGUUUCGUUCUUUGCGCAAUUUAAACCAUCCGCUAUAUUUCCGUCACUCUUGUCUCUAUGCUCUUUAGCCGGAGCUAACUGCCUUGGCGCAUUAUCCUCACAAGACACCUAUGAGUCUGUGCUGAUGGUCAUCAAUGAAUGAUGAGUUUUCGGACUUAUUUAUUGGGCAUGAGAAAAGUCCUCCAAUCAGUCUUUCUCAGAUUCACUAUGAUGUAGCAUCACCGGCCUGUUCGGCACGUCUAUCUACCGAGUGCAGAUCUUAUUCAUGAUCACCAAUCGUGAGGUAUUCCGGAGGAGUUUACCCAUAUAAUGGGCUAUUUAGCCUGAAUCGACUGCUUUGA